This is a messenger RNA of Mycena indigotica, 366 nucleotides long. Its product is annotated as Coronin. The coding region runs from base 1 to 366 and encodes 121 amino acids. The record is from RefSeq and is a predicted model, not a curated record. NCBI's taxonomy places the organism in Eukaryota, Fungi, Basidiomycota, Agaricomycetes, Agaricales, Mycenaceae. The transcript is spliced from 3 exons.
AUGCCCCGUCCGACGAGGCCGUGCCAGCGGUCCUGCCUCCGGUGGCCAGAAUCCACACAUUCUUCCGGCUCGAAAUAUCACCAGACUGGCAAGAAGGAGGACCGCGUCGAGAAUGUCAAAAGUGACGGGAACACGAUUGUCGUUGCGACCUCUGGGGAGUACAUUAGUAUCAACUGGAAUGCAUCUGGGGGUGGUGAUGCCUUCGCCAUUGUCCCCUUACUCCCCCUUCAAUGUGACCACAUUGUCCACGAAAACUGCCUGUCAACCUCCCUUUUGCCCGCGGUCAUACCACCCCCGUUCUCGACACGGACUGGUCCCCAAACGACAGCAUUGUCGUGUCAGGCGAUGAAGAUGGCCAGGUCAUGA